Messenger RNA from Insectozyma verbasci, 1086 nucleotides. The record is from the annotation of a GenBank genome assembly. Lineage: Eukaryota; Fungi; Ascomycota; Pichiomycetes; Serinales; Debaryomycetaceae.
AUGAAAACAAGUUCUAUUUUAACAGCCGGUACUUUGUUCUUGGCUUCAUUUUCACCAUUUGUCUAUGCUGCUCCUGUUUCUGAAGAUAUCAAAAUAACUGAAUUAACAGUUAGAGAAACUGAAUCAAUUAACAAAGUUAUUUCAAAUUUAAAUCAUUAUACUUAUAACAAAAAGAGAAACACAUUACCAGCAUUACGUACUAGAGCAGAAUCAGAUGCUGUCACUGGUAUUUUAGAAUUAGUUAAAAAUACUAAUUUAGGUCCAGCUGUUUUGACAUAUAUUAUUGACGAUCCGACUUUAUCACAAGAAGCAUCUGAUGUUAUUGUUGGAGCUAUUCAAAAUGGUUAUAUUAAUUUGGACUCAUUAUUGAAAGCAUUGAAUGAUUCGGGUUUAGCUGUUUCUGUUAUUCAAGAUUUAAUUAAUGAUUGUCAAUUCUAUGCUCAAAUCUUUAAGUUGGUUGGUGAAUUCAUUGGUAAUUUACCAGCUGAAAUUGGUAGUUUAUUAGGUUUAAAUGCUGCAACUGUUUCAAAUAGAAUCAAUGCUGUCACAUCAAAUACAAAAAAAAGAGAUUUAAGUCCAAGAGUUGAAUUAGUAGUUCCGGUUCUCAAUAAAAGAGAUAAUUACACUUUGACUGAUUUAUUAUCAUCAUUAAAUGACUCAGGUUUAGCUAAUCAAGUUGUUGAAGCUUUAGUUGUUGACGAUCAAUUUUAUACUUGGGGUGCAUCAUUAAUUGAACAAUUGUUUAGCUCAGGUGCAAUUACUUUUAGUUCAUUAUUAGAAGCAAUAAUAGAUUCAGGUUUGGUUCCAACUAUCAUUGAAAACUUUUUGACUGUCGACACAUUGAGAUCAGUUAUUGUCAAUGCAUUAGCUGCUGCAUUUGGUAAUUGUCAAAGUGUCACUCCAACCACUACCUUGAGAACAACCACAGCAGGCUCACCAACUCCAACUAUUCCGACUAUUACUGCUACUACUGCUCCAUCAGUCUCAGGAGCCAUUCCAACAAGUGGAAAUCCAUCAGCAACUGUAAGUAUUCCAACUGUAACUGGUUCAGGUACAAACUGUAGAAGAAAAAGAAGAAGUUAUUAA